Molecule: messenger RNA, 1113 nt
Organism: Magnolia sinica
Lineage: Eukaryota; Viridiplantae; Streptophyta; Magnoliopsida; Magnoliales; Magnoliaceae
Exons: 1
Coding region: 1-1113 (370 amino acids)
Molecular function (GO): nucleic acid binding; RNA-DNA hybrid ribonuclease activity
Source: RefSeq, a predicted model, not a curated record
AUGUCUCAACUGGUUUGGAAAACUCUGUCAAAAGCCGUCCCUGUCGAUGCUGUAGUUCAAAGUAAAGGUAUUCAAUUGGCCUCUAGAUGUUACUAUUGUGAUAUGUCCCCACCCUCAGGCCACCCAAAACACAAUACGAAGACUCUUUUACACUCGUUCAUGGAAGGGGACCUGGCUACAGCUAUUUGGCAGCAUUUUGCUAUGAAUAUGGGAUUCCAUCUGCAGCGUGCUUUAUCGGUUGAACAGAGGCUCCAUCAGUGGUGGGCCUGCCAUGUGAUUCGGAAGGAAGACUCCAUCUCUCAAAAACUCUUCCCAUGCUACAUCCUGUGGGAGAUUUGGAUUGCUAGAAACAGGGCAAAAUAUGAUGGGGUGCGCCCUUCCCUUCACAAGAUUCUGUCUACAAUCUGCUGGAAAGCUAAACUCCCUGUCAGCUUCUUUCCUCAGGUAAGGUAUAGAUCCCCUUCGACGCAAACUCCUACGUCUUUCCUGAAUGUGGCAGUUACUCAUGGUACGUCCCAGCUCCCUAGUCCUCUUGGAUUUUGGAACAAUGGGCAAACUUCUCUACUGCAUAUCUCUGCUACUACGGAGAUAGUUAAGUGGUAUCGGUCGUCACCAGGAUGGGUAAAAAUUAAUGUAGAUGGAUUGGCUUUGGGGAACCUAGGCCUAUCAGGUGGUGGGGGGAUUUGUCGAGGAGAUAAAGGAAAUUUUAUCUUUGCUUUUACCACUGGGUAUGGUCACGGAUCCAAUGUCCAUGUGGAACUGCGGGCUUUUCACGAUGGCAUCUAUUGUUGUCUGUCCAAAGGCUUGAAGAAGGUGAUUAUCGAAUCGGAUUCUCUACUACUUAUAAACCUCAUUUCGGGAGAGGCAAGCCCUGGAUGGAAAUGGGAAGCUUGGAUUUCCAGAAUCAAAACUCUUAUGGCGUUGGCUGAGGUUAAGAUAGCCCAUAUCUUUAGAGAAGGCAAUGCACCGACAGAUUCUUUAGCUCAAAUGGGUAGUGCGAACCAAAGCUUCAUGAUCUUUGAUGACAUUCAGAGUCUUCCUCCUAGGACCAGGGGUACGAUCUUCCUUGAUGAACUAAGUUUGGGAGCGAUCAGAAAAGCUCAUUCUCUGUAG